AUGAUGCCCACGCACUUUGGACCGCCUUCGGGGAGCUACAUGCCAAUGUACAUGGGCGGCCCGGUCUACGCCCAGCAGCCUCAGCAUCAGCACCAAACGGAUGUUCGGCCAUUGAGCAGCGCCGAUGUCGAGCUUGUCAUCCGCCAGCAGCCCAAGGAGGCUCUCGUCACCGUCGACGGAAAGGAGAAAGCGCGGAAACCUGUCGAUCCGCCUCCCAUCAUCCAGCUGCGCGUGAAGCCGAACGCCGAUCCUCAAGGACACUACAUGCAGAGUCCGUAUCUUAUCAUGAUUGCGGACUUGUGGCACCCUGAAGAAGACGAAGCCAACCCAGACAAGGCUUUGUCAGGUACCAUUUGCUCGUCACUUCAUCGCCUGAAGGAUGUUGACAACAAGGAUGGCGCAUUCUUCGUGUUUGGCGACAUUUCAAUCAAGCAGCAAGGCGAACACCGCCUCCGCUUCAGCCUCUUCGAUAUCCACAAGCCGGGCAACGUGUAUGAAUUCGUUACCAGCAUUAUUUCAGACAGGUUCAAAGUCGUGUCCGCAAAGGACUUUCAUGGAAUGGACGAGUCCACAUACCUUUCCCGCGCUUUCUCGGACCAAGGAGUUCGACUCAGGCUUCGCAAGGAACCAAGACACGUGAUGGGGUGA
Molecule: messenger RNA, 648 nt
Organism: Lasiodiplodia theobromae
Lineage: Eukaryota; Fungi; Ascomycota; Dothideomycetes; Botryosphaeriales; Botryosphaeriaceae
Product: Spore development regulator vosA
Exons: 7
Coding region: 1-648 (215 amino acids)
Source: RefSeq, a predicted model, not a curated record